UAUUAUCUAUAAGACACGAAUGCGUCAGAAGACAUAGAGGGCUAUAGGUUACAUCUUCCAUGCUGACACACGAGAGUUAAGGAAGAGAGAGACAGCACGCGCCUGUGCGUGUCAACGACAGAGAGAGAGAGAGAGGUGGGGAGGAAGCUGGCCACCAGUUUGAUGCAGGCGGUCAGACCGGAGAGAUUCGCGACCAAAUGAACGUGGACUACCAAUCAGAGACGCCAAAUACUCAACCCGAUGAGACAAGUUUAAGCCAUCGCUGAGUGCUCAACCAACGUGAAGAUUUGUGUGUCUGUGACGUUAUAGUUAAGUGUAUGUGUGAACAUAUCUGAAAACAUUCAUGUGAGUGUGUGGAGUAACUUGAGUGUGAGUGGGGUGUGUUAUGAUGGUGUUCAACAUGUCUGAAGAGGAUGUGAUUAAUUGCACAAUCAGCCAUGAAAUCCACCAGUACCUCUUCUCCAGUGUGUAUAUCCUCGUACUAUUGAUUGGCGUUCCCUCCAACCUGUACUCUUUGUACCACGCUGCUCUGCAGCUGAAGCAGAAGAAUGAGCUGGGAAUUUAUUUAUUGAACCUCACUGUGUCUGAUCUGCUAUACCUGGCGUCAUUACCACUGUGGCUACAGUACAUCUUUCAGGAUGAUGACUGGCGUCACAGGGAAUGGUUGUGUCAACUGUGUGGCUUCCUGCUCUAUGAGAACAUCUACAUCAGCAUUGGUUUCCUGUGCUGUAUCAGUCUGGAUCGCUACCUAGCUGUGGUCCAUCCGUUACGGUUCACCUCUCUCCGCUCUAUGACUGCUGCAUGGCUCGUUAGCGCCAUCAUCUGGCUGAAAGAAAUCGCUGUGGGCAUAGUUUUCUUCCGCCAUAAAGAACUGAGCCAAAACCACAAGAACCAAUCAGUGUGCUUCGAGCACUACCCCAUGAAGCCGUGGGAGUAUCCAAUCAACUACUACCGCUUCACUAUUGGUUUCAUGUUCCCACUGGCCAUUCUAUCGAUCAGCUACCUGUGUGUCCUUCGUGCCGUGGGUCGGAGCACUGGCACACAGCCGGAUCAGAAGAUGAGGAUAAGGCAGUUAGUCAGCAGCACCAUUCUCAUAUUCCUCUUCUGCUUCUCCCCCUACCACAUCUUCCUGUUAGUACGCACCCUGCUGGAGAAGGACUGCAACUUUAUCGCAGGAAUAUUUAACUACUACCACUUGUCGCUGUUGUUGACCACCCUGAACUGCGUGGCUGACCCCGCUCUCUACUGCUUCGUAAGUGAAAGUGCCCGCCGCGGCCUGUACAGAGCCAUAUUUCGGCCUGUUAACAGGAUGCUCUGCUGCUGCUGUCGCCGCGGCAAUGCCAGCCCCAGCAACCCAGCCACUGAUUCCAACGAGGUCGCCACCGACGAGAACAAUGGCCAUCCAACCGUGAUGCUGCUCACACACACCAGCACACUCAACAACUUAAAAACAGACACUUCCAGCACCAACACAAUUUUAAUCACACAGACUGAUGAAAAACAUAUCAAACCCAUAAUUGUCCAAAAUAACAGACAUUCACUGCAUCUCAAGUGCGCAGACAGCGACAGAAAACCCAGCUGUGUGAUAGUCCUAGAAGAGCAGAGCCAGAAGACAGAGAGGACUGAAGAGACUGACAAGAACACCAGCUAAAAUUAUCCAAGGAGCAGUCAGGAAGCAUGCAAGUGCAGAGCAGUGGGAUUAAGAGGACAAGGCCUUUUCUCCGACUAAGCUGGAGAAUGCACAAGAGAGCGACCAGUAGUCCAAUUUAGUCCGUUCUGGUUCAAGGAAAUCAUGAAGAAAGUUCAGUAUGUGUGUCACCACUGAUCCUCUGACGUCAGGUUUCAUCCAGUUGAGAAUAUUACUGUACAGUUUGUCAUAGAGGGUGACCAGGGCCUGUAGGACUCCAUUCAUCUUGUCACUGGUGCCUAACUUCUAUAUCCAGUAGGCUACUUCAUCAUACUUCAUGAAGUCCAAUACCAGUGAAAAGUGACUCCUGGCAGGUUGAUUUGGGGCUUGAUAAUCUCUGAUUGGUCAAGGUGCAGCACUGAAUUGGAACUAUUUCUAUUCAACAUGGCAUUGCGAACUUACACAUUAUGCUUUGUUUCACUGUUAUUUAAAUUUGAGCAGCUAGCUCGGGCUCAUUCCUGUUCUGCUAUUAGAAAAUGGGUACCAUUGUUCUUUUAAAGGGGCUGUAUGUAGUUUUUGAAUGAAAUCACUUAUCAAUUAAUCACUGUUUUAUUACCUACUUGUGAACGGGUUGUAACUUCACCACAGGCCUGCUUUCUUGGUGGCUUGGAACAGCUAUGGUCUGUAUCCUAUGUGAAGAAAUUGGUUCAGAUUUCCUGAAUGUGUGCUCCUGAGACUCUGGCCUCCUGAUUCUGAACUGUACACACAGCAUCAACACUGCAGCUAGCGAAAUGGGCCUCCGUUUUGUUAGCUGCAGUGUUGCUAACACCAUAAAACGGCUGUAAGGAUAAAAAAAAACAUUUUAUGUACUGAAGCCCUACAGGCCAAACAGGAAUCAGAUUGACAUCGGGUGAAAACACAAGUCAACAUUAGCACAUGCGCAGGAACACUUGUGCAGGAGCACACAUGCUGGAAACGUAGUGGUUACAAUCUGAAAUGUCACCGCUAGAGGCCCUUAAAAACUACACGUAGCCCCUUUAAAAAGAUGUCUGUGAACUCAUUUGGACAUUAUGCAGUCUAAAAUGUGACUAUUAAAUUUGGGACACAUUCAUCUUGUAAUUGCACUGUUAGAAGAUGACUGUAGACAGAAACCCUUUAAUAUCAAGAUAUCUCUUUAUUUGAAAACUCUUUCUGCCAUACAAACUAGAAAAAUAUUGAUGCACAAGCACAGCGCAUUCUCCACAGAAAAAAAAUUAAACACCAUUUUGUGUAGUAAUAAUAAAAAAAUGUCGUAGUUAUGAGAUAAGAUGUCAUAAUUAUGAUAUUCUGAUCUCGUAAUUAUGAGAUCCCAACUUCUUUUCUCGUAAUUAUGAGAAAAAUUAAGGAAGCCUAGUUAUUAUCAGUUUCUGCUUUUAAUCUGCUUUUAUUUCCUUAUCUGUAUGAGACACUUUUUCUGUAGUGUAGGUCAGCGAUGACUGAUGCCUAACUAUAGUUAGUCUCUCACACCAACGGCAUGUGUCUUAUCCACUGGACCAUCGCCAAACCUUCAUGUCCUGGGGGCAGGGGAUCACUGAUUUUAUGCAUCAUUUGCCUGUACCUUAAGCUUGUUAAAGGUACAGUUAUGUACCCUUUGCUGUCAGCAAUGAUUCUGUACCUUUAAAAAUAAACAAAAGUCCACGGUAAACACCUCAAAGACCAUUUCUGUACCUUAUAGGGUACUUUUUUGACAAAUGUACCUUAAGGGAACAGAAAUGAUACCCCCAUUUCUCUGUGUGUAGGCUUCCUUAACUUUUCUCAUAAUUACGAGAUCCUGUAAUUAUGAGACAAGUUAAGGAGGCAGUAAGCAGUAAGGAAAAAUACGAGAUCCUGAUCAUGUAAUUAUUACAUAUUUUCUCAUACUUACAAGUUAAGGUGUCUACAUUUUUUUUCUUUGGUGAAUGCAAUGCGCUUACAUUGAAAAACAACUCCAUGGCUUAUAUAAUAUGUUUUCCCUGUGAGAUAAUACACUGCUCAAAAAAAUAAAGGGAACACUUAAACAACACAAUGUAACUCCAAGUCAGUCACACUCAACAAACUGUCCACUUGGGAAGCAACACUGAUUGACAAUCAGUUUCACAUGCUGUU
Molecule: messenger RNA, 3751 nt
Organism: Micropterus salmoides (largemouth bass)
Lineage: Eukaryota; Metazoa; Chordata; Actinopteri; Centrarchiformes; Centrarchidae
Gene: gpr68
Product: ovarian cancer G-protein coupled receptor 1
Exons: 7
Coding region: 386-1651 (421 amino acids)
Biological process (GO): cellular response to pH; G protein-coupled receptor signaling pathway
Cellular component (GO): membrane
Molecular function (GO): G protein-coupled receptor activity
Source: RefSeq, a predicted model, not a curated record